Molecule: messenger RNA, 1281 nt
Organism: Chrysochloris asiatica (Cape golden mole)
Lineage: Eukaryota; Metazoa; Chordata; Mammalia; Afrosoricida; Chrysochloridae
Gene: SLC16A13
Product: solute carrier family 16, member 13
Exons: 4
Coding region: 1-1281 (426 amino acids)
Biological process (GO): transmembrane transport; monocarboxylic acid transport
Molecular function (GO): monocarboxylic acid transmembrane transporter activity
Source: RefSeq, a predicted model, not a curated record
AUGGCGCGCAGGGCUGAACCUCCAGACGGGGGCUGGGGUUGGAUGGUGGUGCUAUCAGCAUUCUUCCAGUCGGCGCUGGUGUUCGGGGUGCUCCGCUCCUUCGGCGUCUUCUUCGUGGAGUUUAUGGCGGCGUUUGACGAGCAGGCGGCGCGCGUUUCCUGGAUCGCCUCCAUAGGAAUCGCGGUGCAGCAAUUUGGGAGCCCAGUGGGCAGUGCUCUGAGCACGAAGUUCGGCCCCAGGCCCGUGGUGAUGACCGGGGGCGUUUUGGCUGCGCUGGGGAUGCUGCUCUCCUCCUUUGCUACCUCCCUAACUCACCUAUACCUGAGUAUUGGGCUGCUCUCAGGCUCUGGCUGGGCCUUGACCUUCGCUCCAACCCUGGCCUGCCUGUCCCGUUACUUCUCUCGUCGUCGAUCCCUGGCCACAGGGCUGGCACUGACCGGUGUCGGCCUUUCCUCCUUUGCCUUUGCCCCCCUCUUCCAGUGGUUGCUCAGCCAGUAUGCCUGGCGGGGGGCCCUGCUGCUGGUAUCUGCCCUCUCCCUCCACCUGCUGGCCUGUGGCGCUCUCCUCCGACCCCUCUACCUGUCUGAGGACCCUGUUGUGGGUGGCCCUCGGGCCCAAAUUGUCUCCCUGCUUCAUCAUGGCCCCUUCCUCCGCUACACUGUUGCACUCACCAUGAUCAACACUGGUUACUUCAUUCCCUACGUUCACCUGGUGGCCCAUCUCCAGGACCUGAAUUGGGACCCACUUCCUGCUGCAUUCCUACUCUCAGUGGCUGCUAUUUCUGACCUUGUGGGAAGAGUGGCUUCUGGGUGGCUGGGGGAUGCAAUCCCAGGGCCUGUGUCCCGCCUUCUGAUGUUUUGGACCACCCUGACUGGUGUAUCACUGGUCCUUUUCCCCAUGGCUCAGGCUCCCACAGCUCUGGUGGCUCUGGCUGUGGCUUACGGCUUCACAUCAGGGGCCUUGACCCCAGUGGCAUUCUCCAUACUGCCUGAACUGGUGGGGACUGGAAGGAUAUACUGUGGCCUAGGAUUGGUGCAGAUGGUAGAGAGCAUCGGGGGGCUGCUGGGGGCCCCCUUGUCAGGUCACCUCCGGGAUGUGACAGGCAACUACACAGCUUCUUUUGUGGUGGCUGGGGCCUUCCUUCUUGCAGGCAGUGGAGUUCUCAUCACCUUGCCUGGCUUCUUCUGCUUUUCACCACCUACCUCCAAGUCCCAGGACCCUGUAACAGAGGCCCUGGAUACCAAGACCCCCUUGCCCAAGGAGAGUUUGGAGGAGGACUGA